AUGCUACCGAGCAGACUGCGACGCCUAUCUAGCCUGUUGUCGAACCCGAAGACCUCCUUCCAGGUCCUGUCAGAUCUCCACUUAGACUACGAAUCACAAUACCUCACGUUCCACGUACCCGCUGCGGCGCCCUUCCUGAUACUUGCUGGAAACAUUGGCAGACUUAUAGACUACGAGCUGUAUCUGUGGUUUCUGAUUCGACGGUGUGGUCUUCAUGGGAAGGUAUUUAUGGUUCUCGGUCCUCUGGAGUUCCACGGUAUUAGCUGGAUGGACGGCUUACAGUUGGCGCACAAGAUGGAGAGAGAGCCUUCUCUGAAGGGAAAAUUGGAGAUACUAUACGAGACGGGAAGCGACGUGCCCGGUACGAACAUUACGCUGCUUGGUUGCACGCUGUGGAGUAACAUACCGGAUUCGGACGCACCUGCUGUGCUGCGAAAGAUGCCCGAAUUCAACAGGGAUACCGGUAUAGAGAUGUGGGACAUCGCCAAGCACAACUCGGAGCAUAAAAGGGACUUGAGGUGGCUCUUGGAGGCAGUCAACAGCCCCAAUGCAUCACUGAGUGGCGCGUUAGCACUGACAUGUUCCGGAGCGUCAAAAGAUGAGCGACAAAUCGUCGUUGUCACAUCAUUCGCGCCAGAUCUACCUGGUUGUUUGGACUCCUGGCACGUAGAUGCGCCUUGGGCAUCAGCAUACGGGACCAAUCUGCUACACGGCCCUCAUUUUCGCAAUGUGAAGAUGUGGAUCUCGGGUAUGACAGGCCGGACAUGUGAGUUCAAGCGAGGUGACACAAGGAUCGUGAGCAACCAGCGGGGCCGAGAGGGCGAGCAUGCCACUGGUCUUCUGAAAGCAGGCAUGUCCGAUAAGCAGAAAACCGGCCUAUUCGACGUCAUGCGGCCUCGCGCCAACGUCGACAUUUCCAGCCUCAACACGUUCAGCUGCUGGGAGCGCUUCGACCUCCUGUUCUGCCCUACCUGCUCAAGCCCGGUUUUCUGUGCCUUCAAAGAUCCGGCCAGGAAUCUGGGAGUGGUCACUGGUGCGCUCGGUAACGUGGAUAUUGGAGGUCGCCAGUUGAUCAAGUUCAGUGGGCAGGGCUUCGUGGCUGACACGGAGGAUGGAGGUGCGAGUCCUUGGCUCUGUGCACUCAAUGGCGAUGGGGAGGAUCUGAAGCGUUAUGAAAGUGUGGUAGCCGGUUGUGGCCCUGGAGCGAAGGAAAUACCUGCAGACUGGCCACAAUCCUCCACUAUUCCGGAACUCAAAGCGAAAGAGGAAGAAAGUGUACCGAUACGCUGCAAAUGCGGUGGGGUAGAUCUAGUCCUCCAGCGUGGCAAUUACAAGCACAUGGCCGAAGAUGAGCUUCCCUCCAACAUUGAACCUGUCAGCAGAAAGCUCAAAGCUGGCUUCUGCGGAUGCAACAGCUGCAGAUUACAAAGUGGGAGUGACGUCUUCAACUGGACGUACGCAGAGACAAAGUACAUCACAUUCGGAAAGGAUAGCAGCAAAGAUUUCCCCAAAGACAUGUAUGCCCUCAACGAACUCAUCGACGCAAAAGAUCCCGCUGUGGGUACGCUGAAGUACUACAACUCUUCGCCCGAUGUCUAUCGCCACUUCUGCGACACCUGUUCCGCAGUGGUCUUCUACACCACUGGCAAACGACCGCAGAUUUUCGACAUCGCUAUUGGUCUGUUGGAGUCCAAGGAUGGUGCUCGAGUUGAAAACAUGCUGUAUUGGCCUUUUGGAAUUACGUUCAGUUUCCAGGAAGACGGUGAUGGUGGGUGGCGAGAGGGUGUAUAUGAGAGGCUGAGAACCAAGGCGGAGGAGUGGCGUGUUGCGAGGGGAUACCCAAAGAAUUGGAAGAGCAGUGCCGAGUACCAAGACAUCAAAUGA
Alternaria incomplexa is the source of this 1884-nucleotide messenger RNA. RefSeq lists its product as uncharacterized. Lineage: Eukaryota; Fungi; Ascomycota; Dothideomycetes; Pleosporales; Pleosporaceae. The record is from RefSeq and is a predicted model, not a curated record. The coding region runs from base 1 to 1884 and encodes 627 amino acids. The transcript is spliced from 2 exons.